Messenger RNA from Pseudophryne corroboree (corroboree frog), 4375 nucleotides. It is a transcript of the gene MCEE, whose product is annotated as methylmalonyl-CoA epimerase. Gene Ontology annotation, cellular component: mitochondrion. Gene Ontology annotation, biological process: L-methylmalonyl-CoA metabolic process. The record is from RefSeq and is a predicted model, not a curated record. Lineage: Eukaryota; Metazoa; Chordata; Amphibia; Anura; Myobatrachidae. The transcript has 3 exons. Bases 54 to 587 code for a protein of 177 amino acids. Gene Ontology annotation, molecular function: methylmalonyl-CoA epimerase activity.
UGACUGUAAAUGCUUCUGAUGGAAUAAAGUUUUGUUGACGAAGCGUAAACAAUAUGGCGGCGUCCAUGUUCAGGGUGACAGCAGGUAACGGAGGUCUGAUCUGUAGAGUCCAUGGCAUCAUCCAAGCAACACGAAACAUGUCCUUUUCACAAAAGCUAAAUCAGAAGAUGCCAAACGCUUUAUGGAAAUUGGGACGCCUCAAUCAUGUAGCUAUUGCUGUACCUGACUUAGAAAAAUCCAAAUCCAUGUAUCAGAAUGUUUUGGGGGCACAAGUGAGUGAGACUGUUCCCCUUCCUGAACAUGGCGUGUAUACCAUUUUUGUAGAACUUGGAAACACAAAACUGGAACUCUUACAUCCUCUGGGAGAGAAUAGUCCAAUCUCUGGCUUUCUACAGAAAAACAAGGCUGGUGGAAUGCAUCACAUUUGCAUUGAGGUUGAUGACAUCAAAGGAGCAAUGUCUGAUCUGAAGAAGAAAAACAUUAGGGUUCUGAGUGAAGAACCUAAAAUAGGUGCACAUGGAAAGCCAGUAGUCUUCUUGCACCCAAAAGACUGUGACGGGGUCCUUGUGGAGCUGGAGGAAGCCUAGUGCAAAUAUUCAUAAUAGUCCUCUCUAACUGAAACUGAAUUGGGCAUUUUGGGGAACUCUGGUACAGUUACCUGAAGCCCAAGAGAUCAAAACAAUUUCUCAUUCCCACUGAUUUUUAUAUAUCACGUUUAAAUUAUUGUGUCUUAGAACAAGUGAAAUAAAAGACAGGGUCUGUAAUUCUUUACCCACCUGCCCUUGUUACAACUUGUUCAACAUUGUAAUUAACAGAAAUUUUAUGCUGUAAUCUUCAUGAACAAAGAUCCAAAUAGCUUCUUACUAAGUGUGUACAAUAGUAAAAAUGAUGGAUUUAGAAACACGUAGAUACUUUUAAAAGAAACCUUGUAGUGCCAGACGUCAGGCUUCCUCUUUAUGCACUAACGUAACAGGCCUUUUUGGCUGCUUAAAUCGGGUAAGUACAUCUUAUGCUGGGUACACAAUGGCUGAUAUAUCGGCCGUUUUUUUAAACGACCAAUAUAUCGCUGGCCCGUCAGCCAGUAUGUACCAACGAUAUGUUGGUGAACACAGUCGUUCACAGACAUAUCGUGUCGGCCCUGCAGCACACACCAUGACCAAUAUAUCUACAGAUAUAUUGGUGCAUCGUUGUGUGGGUACAGGCAGUCAGCCGACCACCCGUACACAUGCUGCAGCAGCCGGCGGUCACAACGGAUCGGGCAGUCUGUAUGCACAACACACUGCCCCUUCCAGCUUUGGAUAUAUCUGCAGAGGAGACGGGGCAUUGCGGGGGCGGGGCGACCCAAACGGUGGACGAACUGAGGCGUGUCGGGGGCAUGGUCACGGCGGCUGCGUGACGUCUCAUGCAGCCGCCGCGACAGGUAAAAUGGCACCAGGACUCCUGUGGCCGCAGCUAAGCUGCGCCGGCAGGAGUAAUCUUUAGUUUCUGUUGACAAGCCGAAAUUGCGAAGCGAUCACAAUUGCUGCUUGUUGAAGGGGGAAAGCACCGGUCAGCAACCAAAAGCAGAAUUUGCUAUCCUCACUGAAUUAGCCCAUGUAUGUAUGAAAAUAACAACAUAUACAAGCUGAGUUGCCCAUAUCCAAAACUCUGGAUUAUGGAGCAUUACAAAAUAGACAUUUUUGAGGGCGACUGAGAUAGUGACCUUUUCUUUCUGAUGGUUCAGUGUAGACAAACUUUAUUUAAUGCACAAAAUUAUUAAAAACAUUGUGUAAAAUGACCUUCAGGUUCUAUGUAUAAAUUGUAUAUGGAACACUAAUGCAUUUUGUAUUUAGAUUUGGGCCCAAUCACCAAGAUAUCUCAUUAUGGUAUGCAAAACCUUCAGAAUCCAAAAUUUGUCUGUUCCAAGCAUUUUGGAUAUGGAGACUCCACCUGUAUUCACCUAUUCAUUAGGAUCAUUACCCACUAGCGCCAGUCCUAUUCUACAUGCUAAAGAUCCAUGUGAUCAGCAUAUUCACACAUAUACACAACUGCGUUGGCACAUCUUCCCACAACCUAGCCUAUGUGAAAAUGCCCAGUUCCAACCCAGUUAUGCCCCUUCAGUUGCAAGAGGAGACUCAUCCGGUUGCGUACAACUCUCUAUCGCCUGUAGAUGUGUACACUUGGUUCCAGAGCAUGUACAGAGCAAUAACACAAGAUCUGCUCCUCAAACUUACUUGAGUUCAACUCUGCAUAAACCCCUUUGCGUUUAGCAGUUGUCAUGAUCCUGACUGUAUUUCUCAUAUUCUGGGGCUUACCUCAGCAUGUCCUGUAACUUGGCAUCUGUUCAGCUCAGCAGGAAUACUGCAAAUCUGUGUUUGCUUACUUUGAUUAGCCACCUGAGUAGGAAUUCCUCUAAGUAAUCAGCUGUGUGCAGCAUUUUGAUUUUUCACUGUGUUCAGCAAUCUGGAGUUUAGGCCUAAAAGUCAGCAUCCUCUGUUCAUUUGUAGAAGUUCAGGCUUCAGUGUUUUUUUCAGCCUGCUAGGCCUCACUCCACAUCAGAGCCUGACCUGGAGUACUGAUGUGACUGGGGGUCUGAUCACCUGACCAUGAGCUAACCAAUCCUGUGCCAGCCUGAAUCACCUGACUCUGUUCACCAAUCACCAGGAAGUAUAAGUAAAGAGACUUGUGUUACAGAAAAUACCAGUUCCUUGUGUCACACAGCUAAGUGUGAGCUUGGUAGCUGAGCUGCCUAAGAGGUAACACUAUUACCUUAGUUCGGGCAUGUCCAAACUGCGGCCCUCCAGCUGAUGUGAAACUACACAUCCCAGCAUGCCAUGACACAGCUUUAGCAUUCUCUGACAGCAAAACUGUGUCAGGGCAUGCUGGGAUGUGUAGUUUCACAACAGCUGGAGGACCGCAGUUUGCUUUAGUUCCUGUAAAACUCUGCUCUUUUGCUACCCAGUCUGGAUUACAGUUGUGUUACCAGUUAUAUCCAGUAUUCUUCAGUCUCGUAUUAAAGACACAGCCACAGUAUUCUUCAGUCUCGUCUUAAAGUCACAGCUACAGUCAUUGUUCUACAUACAAUUGCGUUUCCAGUUAUAUCUGGUACCAGCCCGGAUUACAGUUGCGUUCCAGUUAUACUGGUACCUAGCCCGGUUCACAGUGCGGUUCUCAGUCUCCCCCGGUAACCAGCACAGUUCUCAGUCUCACCAGUAACCAGUCCAGUUCAACGUCUUCAGCUCUCCUCCCGGUUCUGCGCAACGCCAGAAAAUCUAUUUCAUAGUAACCUUGAGUACACAAAUACCUACUCCUGUGACAGUAUAUCCAGUUCGUUCUCACCAAUACAUUCACCAUCCUGAUAUCAAAGGUCCCUGGUGAUCCAGUGGUCAGGAUACGGCUCCCUCUGCCGAGGCUCGGAUUCGACCCCCGGUAAGAUAUUACUCCUUAAUACUUCAUCACACUGAUUCACACAGACCAGCCAAACAUAUACAUAGUCCUCUAGUUACCCGCACGGACUUCACAUACAUGUCGGGUUCAAAAAAACCACAGUCAUGACAGCAGUUGUUUUCAAAUAUCUGCAGCCAUAUUUGAAUAAAAAUGAGUAUACAGUAUAGUGUAUUCAUUCUAUAAAUCUGGCUAUGGCUGCCUGUCUUCCUGCCCACACUGUCACAAUCUAGUUCCCUGGAGCUAGCUCUAGCGUCAGGGUUUCUGUUAAACUGUUAGAAAAGGACCACUUUUUUUUUUUUUCUUCUAAUUAUAUCUCUGCUGGAGCUGACAAUUGGCAUAAUAGCCAGCCAACAUGAUUGUUGUAAAAUGUGUACAGAAGAGAGAUCAUUGCCUGACAGUAAAGGCUCUUUUAUUUUCUCUAAAAAUUAAUGAAUCAACUGUUAUGUCAAGUGCAUAUGAACAACCUUACACAAUUGGUGACAAAAUAUUUGUCACAAAAGUAUGCACAAAUCUGUCCGUAAUUCCUACACAGACAUACCACCAGCCAUACCACACAGCACAUUGAUUGCCUGAUGUGGAUAUGCUAUAACUUUAUUGAAAAUACAAUUGUGCAAAUACAGUGUGGGACAACAGGCAUCCGGUUGAUAGGUCGACAGUCAAAAGGUAGACAGUUGGUCAAAGGGUCAACGGGUUCAAAUGGUCGACACAUGAAAAUUUUGACAUGCCUUUUUUUUGGUGGGGGGGUGGACCGUUUCCCCCCCAAAAAAAACGUUUUCAUACUUUGCCAUCCCCGUCGACUGCGAUUGGGAAUAAUAACCUAAAGCAUGGCUAGCAAAGCAGUACAUUAAUUGGAGUCGACUUUCUGACUGUCGUUCAUUUACCCAUAACCAGGGUGUUAUUCUAUGGAUCGGUGAAGCAACGUAGAAAUUAAAAGACUUGAAUCCUGAAA